AUGGCCGGACCUCGGCGGCUGGUCCGGAGGGGGGCGGAGCCAGAGGAAAAGUCUGGAAGGAUGAUGAGAGAGGAAGAUGGAGGGGAGGGAAUGACGGGGUGCAGGAAGAGCCCAGAAGACGGAGAAGUCCACAGGGAGAGAGCAAGUCGAGAAGUGCGGCGACUGAGAGUGUGGGAGAGAAAGGGGGGAAGGGGUGACACGUGUGUACCACCUUCUCGUACGUGCGCGUCAGCCCUCAUUCUUACAAGGCUUGGGCAGAAGGAGAGAGACAGAGAGGCGAAUAAAGCCAGGAAGCGGGAAGACAAGGGAGGGGCGAGAAACGGCGAGAAAUCAAGGAGGGAAGUAAGGGGAAAGGGCGAGAGGGGAAAUCAGCGAUUCGGGAGAGGAUCCGCAGCCGGAGAUGCGAUGGGGAGACGGCGCCAGAAAGAGCAGACAGAGAGAUCCCUAGAGUUGGGCAACAUGACAAGGGUCCAGGAAUUCAUCUUGCUGGGCUUGUCCACGAGCCCAGAAACAAGGGAAGUCCUGUUUGUCGUCUUCCUGACCCUCUACCUGCUGACCCUCCUGGAGAACGCCCUCAUCGUCUUCCUUGUCUGCAGCCACGCUGAGCUCCAUAAGCCCAUGUACUUCUUCCUGGGCAACCUGAGCUGCCUGGAGAUGUGCUACGUGUCUGUGACCAUGCCCAGCCUGCUCGCGGGGCUGUGGAUGGGCCCCUACCACGUGCCCUUCACAGCCUGCAUGACCCAACUCUUCUUCUUCAUCGUCCUCAUCUGCACAGAGUGUACUCUUCUGGCCUCCAUGGCCUAUGAUCGUUACGUGGCCAUCUGCUGCCCACUGCACUACCCGCUGCUCAUGCGGCCCCAGGUCUGCCUGGGCUUAGCUGGGACUUCUUGGCUUGGUGGGUUGCUGGUCUCGGUGGCCAAGACAACAUGCAUUGCCAGCCUAUCCUACUGUGGCCCCAAUGUCCUCAAUCAAUUUUUCUGUGACGUCUCCCCACUGCUCAACCUGUCCUGCACCCACGUGGCCCUGACUGAGCUGGUGGACUUCCUCUCGGCCAUUGUCAUCUUCUGCGGGACACUGCUGGUUGCCCUGGCCUCCUACUCGGCGAUUGGGGUGACAGUUUUCCGCAUGCCUUCCGCCGCUGCUCGGCGCAAGGCCUUCUCCACCUGCGCCUCCCACCUGGUGGUGGUGGGCAUCUUCUACUCAGCGGCCCUCUUCAUCUACUGCCGCCCCAGCCGCAUCAGAUCCAUGGACCUCAACAAGGUGCUGUCGGUCAUCUACACGGUGGCCACGCCCAUGUGCAAUCCGGUCAUCUACUGCCUGCGGAACAAGGAGGUCCAUGCAGCCCUGCUCAGAACUCUCCACUCGACUUGA
Rangifer tarandus platyrhynchus (Svalbard reindeer) is the source of this 1371-nucleotide messenger RNA. NCBI's taxonomy places the organism in Eukaryota, Metazoa, Chordata, Mammalia, Artiodactyla, Cervidae. The record is from the annotation of a GenBank genome assembly.